Molecule: messenger RNA, 852 nt
Organism: Linum trigynum
Lineage: Eukaryota; Viridiplantae; Streptophyta; Magnoliopsida; Malpighiales; Linaceae
Source: the annotation of a GenBank genome assembly
AUGGUGUUGAUGGAUAGUCCGACGAUUCCCCGAGCAUGUAGAAGGUCUUGGUCCAUCAGCGAAGAGUCGUUGAGGAGAUACGUGCAUUUCGCGAGCGAGAGCUGCAUACAGGAAUUGCUAUCAGCCUCCUCAUCCAGCUCAGACCUCCCCAGCAACAGCGGUGAAGAAGAGUGGAAGAUUGUCAGCACUCUGCAGAACAUUAAUGGAGGAGCCGAGAUCUCCAAACGCAGGGGUGCUGGUGGGUCGUCUUUUCCUGCUUUCCGCAACCGCUGUCUCCUGAAAUCAGUCUCCCCUCAACAGUUCAUCUCUGUAGCCAAUGCUAUUGAUGCUGCCAGGCAAUGGGAUACGGAUCUGGUGGAAGCAAGGUACAUAAAGGACAUGGACGACAAUCUGAGCAUAGUCCAGUUGAGGUACGGCGAGAAGUCGAAGCAGCCCUUGUUCCGGAACAGGGAGUUCGUGGUGUACGAAAGGAGGGAAACCAUGGAAGACGGGACACUUGUAGUGGCAAUCGCGUCGCUCCCCAAGGAGAUGGCCGAAGGUUUGCCAGGAGAUCAUCGUCACAACUACCACAACAGCAGGGCGAAGAAGAAGAUGAAGAGCAACGCGAUCAGAGGGCUGGUGCUGCACUCGGGCUGGGUGGUGGAGAAGCUUCAGCACGACUCGUCCUGCUGCAUGGUCACGUACGUCGUCCAGCUCGAUCCAGGCGGUGCUGGAUGGCUCCCCAAGUGCUUCGUCAACCGGCUCAACACCAAGCUGGUCAUGGUCAUCGACAAGCUACGCUUCAUCGCCCAGUCGCUUCCUCAAAUUUCCCACUCGCUGUUGCCGGAUCACCAUCAUCAUGAACAGGAAUGA